Messenger RNA from Macrobrachium nipponense, 1810 nucleotides. RefSeq lists its product as uncharacterized. NCBI's taxonomy places the organism in Eukaryota, Metazoa, Arthropoda, Malacostraca, Decapoda, Palaemonidae. The record is from RefSeq and is a predicted model, not a curated record. Bases 217 to 1293 code for a protein of 358 amino acids. Gene Ontology annotation, biological process: G protein-coupled receptor signaling pathway. Gene Ontology annotation, cellular component: plasma membrane. The transcript has 5 exons. Gene Ontology annotation, molecular function: G protein-coupled receptor activity.
AGUCACGGGGCCGUGUACUUUACUCGCAGUCAGCGGAUACUUCAGGUUGCGACAACAUCUUUAGUAGCUAAAGACUUUCAAGAGGAUAUAGCAGGACAUAUUUCAGCUCGGCGAUUCUCUGAGGAAAGUUGAGCAUCUUGUCACUGGGGACUGACCGUUGUUGACUUUUCGCCACAGCUUGCAUUCACUUCUCCUGUUCCAAGCACUGUUAACGACAUGGCUUUCGGGAGCGAGAAUGGGACCGAUAUCCCCGUAGGCAACUGUACUUCCGACCCCUACGUCUCCGACUGGGGGUUUCGCUAUUUCGUAGCCAACUUUACCAUAGCAGCAGUCGGGGCUGUUGGCAACAUCGCGAGUCUGUGGAGUCUGUUCAGGUGUCGCAAAACAAACCCAGCGGCCAAGAUCCAACUGGGGACAUUUUUCGGCGUCCAGCUGAUCGUCUGCAUCCUGACGCUGCCCGGAUUCUCCUUCGUCAAGAAGCUGGCCCUCUUGUGCCAAGCGGGAGACGUGCCCAUGGAGCCCAAGCUCCUCUUCCUCUUUGCCCAUACCUUAUUCCUACCCAUAGAGAGGAUCAACUUCACAGCCAUGGCGAUUAUCAGACUCGUUGCAGUACGGUGGCCACAUCACUACAAGAAGUUUGUGCGAGUCAGAGUCGUCGUUGUGAUGGAAAUACUGAUCUUUCUAUACGCACUCUCUCCUUGGCUGGUCGCCUUUGCCAUUAACCUUCACGGGAGUUAUCCUAUUGAGGACCAGAUGACUGUCACAUUCAGUCUGGGAAAGUCAAGAACCAUCAAAAAUAUUUAUUUGGUCCAUGGCAUCAACCACCUCUUCCCUACCUUUGCCAGUCUGCUGGCCUAUUCGCUCAUGAUGUACACGAUGAUCAGACAGAAACAAGUAAUGGGUCCCCACAAGGACAAAAACGCCACGACCAUGGACCACGUCGCCUACACCAUCCGUCUAGUCAUCCUCGUCAAUUUGCUUCUCGAUGUCCCCCACACUCUGGCCCAUCUGCUAAGGGUGAGCCAGGUGCCCUCGCUCAUCAUCCACAGCAUCUUCUACAUGCACCUGGCUCUUGAUCCCUUCAUCUUCGUUGGCAUGAACGUCCAUUACCGCAAAGCUCUAAUUACCAGCAUCCGUUCUUGCUUCCGCGGCAGAAGCAGCCAUGAUUCGCAAUCGCAACAAGGUCUGGAAGUGCCGGCCCAAAGAAUGAGUCUCCUGAACGUGUCUCAAUCCUCUCAGACGCGUAGUGGAGGGACCGAGCUUACAAAUGACUCCGGAGUGUCCAACGUCUGAUUCUCUCAUCUACCCCAUCUCAGACAAUUUUGCUUUGUUCGUGAAAUGGGACCGUUUGCUGUUUCGUACACACUAGGCCGCUAGUUGCGUCCGCAGUUUUAGGCUGAUGAAUGUCAACGCAAAAUCCAGGGUGGAAAAAAGAUAAGCAAAAUCUAACCGAGCUAGCCACGGAGAAUGAUUUCUGACCAGGAAUGUGUUGUAUAUUUAAAUACUUUUCUUACAGAGAUUUCCUGAACUUAUGACAGGGAUGGUUGGUGAUGUUCGGCGAUGUCUUUUAGGAAAAACGGUAUAGUUACUUGGUUGCUUUCCGAUUGCAAGAAGUAUCAAAAUAUGAUUCUGCAGCUGAUAUCAGUUUCAAAGGAAGCACUACGCUUCAGAAAAUAAGAUUUACGUGCUCCCACUGGGCUUCUAAUUCGUCUGGUUGACGAGAUCAUUCGUUCUUUCUUAAUAUCUGUAUGCAAUGCUUUUCUUUACCUGAUUGUGCUUAAAACACAAUAUAAAAAUGUAUUUUGUCACG